Miscanthus lutarioriparius is the source of this 3927-nucleotide messenger RNA. Lineage: Eukaryota; Viridiplantae; Streptophyta; Magnoliopsida; Poales; Poaceae. The record is from the annotation of a GenBank genome assembly.
AUGGCCGCGGCACCGGCGCGGGCACUCGCCGCCGACAAGAGGUCCCAUCCGCUUCGCGUCCUUAUUCUUCUUCCCAUUUCUAUCUCUUUGCGUUUCCAUUGGGUUCAGUUGGUGCUCCCCGACUACAAGGGUUUAGGGUUUAGCGCUGCAGGUGGGGCCAAUGCGCGUCUAGUACCAAAUGCAUGGGGUUCAUCAUCACUACUAUCUCUCAAGAAGGGUGAAGGUUCUGGGUCAUUUGUGAACAUCAAUGACCACCCUUCUUCUCCAGUAAGCUCAAGCAUGUCGACAGAUGAAAGUGACUUGCUCGACUCACCUGUUUCUUGUGGUCGAACUUCACAUGAUUCUGUAACUGCGAUAAGCCGUCCUCAAAGCACAGAGUUAAGAUCAGGAAGCUGGAAAUUUGCACAUUCUCAAAUUUCUUUCUUGGAUGUUCUGAAAGCCCCAUUAAGGACUAUUGCAAAAAGAGGCCUACAUCACACAGAAAGGGGUUUACCAUAUGUGCAGAUGAUUUCCCAGUACUUGAUUCCAAGAACUCUCAGUCAAAUGGUCAACAAGGAGGUGAUCCUGUUUCUACUGCAAAUUUCUCUUGGGAACCAGAAUAGGCUCAACUACAUGCUACACAAAUUCCUUAUAUAUGUAUGCCUCCUCCAUGUAUUGAUUACUGGCAUCAUCCUCCUGACAGGAAUGGAAUUCGUCUUUGAGGAGUGGUAUCAUAUGGGGGGAGAAGAAAGGCAUGGUCCACAUGGGGUUUAUCACCCAGAAAACAAUGAUUCCUGUUAUGCUCAUGUGCCUGUUGAUACUUUUGUCAAAAGUUUACCUCAUCUCAUACUUGAAAAGGUCAAAGAUAACCAUUCAGAUGCACUUGAGAAGCAACCUGUCAUCAAGAAGGAUGUGGCACUGCUAGAGAAAAUAAAGUGCCUACCUCAUCACAUACUUGGAAAGGUCAAAGGUAACCAUUCAGAUGCACUUGAGAAGCAACCUGUCAUCAAGGAGAAUGUGGCACUGUUAGAGAAAAUUAAGUGUCUAAACAUCAAAGCUAGAAAUCUUCGUGCCUGUAACAUGCCCGAAAUAUCUUUGUGCAAGGAAUCCAAGGUUGAAUGUCCCAAAAGCCUCAAUUUAAAAGCAGAUCAUCUAGCAAAUGAUGUCCCCUUCAGCGCUGCCACCAGCUUUAUCACCUCUGCCUUUGAUAUGGCUAAUUAUGUUUCUGAAAGAAUCUCUACAGCAAAUAAUCAUGAAGAUCAACCACUUGCUGAGAACUGCUCACAGCAGGGGCAUGCGAGAACUGCUAAUGAUUUGCUGAAAUCUCCUCAUGAAAUCCAGCAUUCAAGAAGAGAGUUGUCUGCUCAAAAUUCACAACCACAGGGAGAGGAGAGGGGAAAAAGUCAACAAAAGGCAAAGUCUAUUGCAAAACUGGAAUUUGUACAAAAUCAGAAGUCAAAUGAUGCACCUGGUCACCCUGCAGUUGACUCUUUGCCAGUUAUGACAGAUUCUCAUCAAGAUCAAUCUUUUCCUUGGAACACCUCUCAGCAAGGACAUGUGCUAACUGAUGAUAUUCUUAACUCUCCUCGUUAUGAAAUUGAGCAUCCAAGAUGGAGAGAGUCUCCUACCAAAUAUGCAAAACAACUACAGAUGGAGAAUGAAAACAUCGAACAUGAGGCAACAUUUAUUGCCAAACCAGAAGACUUGAGCACACAGCCAUUUGUACAUAGUCUGAAGUCAAAUGAUGCACCUGGUGAAUCUGCUGAUUACCAUGUAUAUGCCAGAUCGAAUGCAUUAAGAAACAGGCAUGGUAGUUCUGCUGAGGAUAUUUCAUUUAGCAUGCCUGGACAUGGAUGGAAAGAUCACUCUACAGUUGACUCUUUGCCAGUUGUAAGGACAGAUACUUAUCAAGAUCAAUCAUUUCCUGAGGGCACUUCUUUGCAGGUGCAGGGGAGAGCUGUUGAUGAUAUGGUUAACUCUCCUGGUUAUGACAUUGAGCUUUCAAGGAGAGAAUUGUCUGCACAGCAUCCAAAACAACUGCAGGAAGAGGAGAGGGGAAAACUUCAACAAAAGGCAAAAGCUAAUGCAAAACUGGAAGAACUGAAGAGAUGUUUGUUUGUACAGAAUCAUAUGUCCAAUGAUGUGCCACAAGAAACAAACAAAAAUCUUUGUAAACAAAAUGCUGGAAGUGCCGCGAAGAAUACUGCAGCUGCUAUCAGCUCCACUCAGAAUGUGAUGUGUGCAGCCAAGAAAACUGACAUUAGCAUGCUGGAACACAUUGCCCAGAAAACUGAAGCAGAGUCACAUGAUAGUAAUGCUCCAAAGCUUUUGCAGACGGAGGAUAGGGAAGGACAAGUUCAUAAACAGGAGAGUAUUUCAAGGGGCUCCACUCCAGCAUCAGACACUGCAGCUGCUAACAUAAGUCCUUUGAUUCCGAACACCAUUUCCCCAGUCAAGAACACUGAAAUCAAGAUUAUGGAACCAAUUGACCUGAAAGGCGUGUCACACACAAAUGAAAGCAGGACUCCAAUGCAUUUGCAGAUGGAGGAAAAGAGAAGGCAAGUUCAUUCACAUAGAAGAAUUUUAAGGGGCUGCACUCCAGCAUCAGGACCUGCAGGUGUCAACAAAGGGUCUUUGAUUCAUAAUGUCAUACCUUCAGCAAAGAACAAUGAAAACAGCAUGAUGGAACACAUUGCCUGGAAAAGUGCAUCACAGUCACACGAGAACAGUUCUCCAAAGCGUUUGCAGAUGGAGAAUAGGCAAAGGCAAGUUCAUCCACAGGAGAGAGUUCUAAGGGAGAGAUCAAACAUAGCUGAAAGCACAGAAGAUAUUACAACUGUUUCUGGGACUCAUGUAAAUGCGCCAAAUGCUGAAGCUAAACCUCAUGUGGACCUCUCAACACAAAGCAAGAACAGACCUGUGUCACCAUGUGUGUUUGGAACUAAGAAUACAGAAACAUCAGGUUUGCUUAAAGCUCCUGUAUCAGGCGUUGUUAUCAACAGUUCUAUAAUCACCAUGCAGACUCCUUUGGCUAGAGGCUUUACUGUGGGGAGCAUAAUGCUUGGGGAUGUUUCAGUUGCAUCCAAUCAGGAGAAAACAGUUGCCAAGGAAGUGGAUGAUGAUACAACAAAUAGCUGUGCUAGUCCUAAGCAGACAAAGCAAUUGGGAAAGAAUCAGCAUGAUGAACAGCAUGCCAAGGAUCCCCAUGGGUGUGACAGUAUCAUGUGCGCAGAAGUUAAAGAGCCAAGCAAGAAAGAACGGCCUGAGGCUGGUGGGGUGAACUGCAUGGCAAUACCUGCUCCAAACCAUCCAUCUGGGAAUCAAAGCACUGUUUUGCAGGAUGCAGUGCCAGCAAAAACAAGUGAAAUAGAGAGGCAUGCCCAUCAACCUGAAUACAUAGAGCUGCACCUGCAGAAUCCCAGGCAAAUGGGGGCAUCAGCUCUGUCUACCGCUCAUGUGUUGCCUGGACCCAUCUCUGUUCCUGAGAACAACAUACUGAAUGGCAGCAGUGCUCCAGUUUGGAUGUGGGAUGCUGCCGAGGGCAUAUUGACAUCUGACAUCGGCAACAUCACAGUUGUGGGUACUGCAAUUACAAGCAGAAGUCGCAGCGAACUGACUGAGAGCAUCUACGGGGUCAGUGAAAUGGAUCAGCACUGCAUGCAAGUCAUAGGUGGCAUGUCAUAUGACACUGUUGUGGCGAACCCUGAGAUCCAGUACCACGCAGGUCUGGCACACCAGCAGGUCAACCCGGUAUGGUUACCCCACGGCCAGCAGGAUAUGAGUUAUCAUAGCAGCAGUGGUACCGGCGUGUAUUGGCCACAGAUGGACGUAGGCGCUGCGAUGCAAAGUCAUGGUGUGACCAGACCAGUAGUAGGCGCUGGGCAUCCUGGUUAUCAACUAAUGCCACCACAGAUGGACGUAGGCGCUGCGAUGCAAGUCAUGGCGUGA